AUCCCGAUACGUCCCUCCGGCGCCGACGACGCUCGCUCGCCAUGCCCCAACCGCCGCCGGAGUCCUCCGAGCCGCUCGUCCCUACGCUGGCCCUUGCUGUUUAUAUAGCGUGCGUCGGAGGCACUGCUGCUGUUACUAAUUGCACGCUUGUAGGAGCACUUCUUAAGGCGGCAAGAAACGGCGUGUAUUCCAUUGUUAUACAGUUGGCUAUCGCAGACCUAUUUCUAAUUGGAGCAUCUUUGACGCCUGAGCUGUGGUCCACCAAUGUCAAGAAUUGGCCAUUCGGCUAUGGUGCUUGUUCAGCCUUUCGAGGUUUCCGCGUAUUGGCAUCAACGGCGUCUUCAUACUUGAUAGUAGCAAUUGCCUUGCACACACUGGCGACAAUCAAUAUGGAAGAAAAGGCAGCCAUAAAAAGGAAUAAAAAAAAUUUUCAGGACGAGGACGACGAAAUUAGAACAUCCAGACAUAGUCUGGUAGCAAAAAGUGACUCCUCGACGCCACCUCGAACUAUGAAUGUAGACUAUCGACUCUCAGACACCCAUGUCCCAGUCGCACCACCUACUAUUUUUGUUUGGGUGCUGGCCGUAUCUCUGAGUAUACCAGAAUUUGUACUCUCCACAGUAAUUCACGUCGAUCGUGAUCACUUUCAAUGCACAUCCGUAGAUACUAAUCACCUAAUAAAUAUGCACACUUUGCUCGCAGUCUUCGAAUUAAUUUUACCAAUUGUUAUAAUGAGUGUCACUUGUACAUUAAUUAUAAUAAAAUUAAGAAAUAAGAAAUUAUUUUUCGAAAUAUGGAACCGUGAUUCCAUUGCGGCUUUGAAAUUAUCUCUCUGGAUAAUAGUGACUUAUGGUGUUCUCUGUGUCCCGCGAUCAGUUACAUCCGUGUAUCAUGUUUACUCAUUAUCUAACAACGGAAAUGAACGCGAAAUAUCGCCAAUUGAUUGGAUACCUAAAACUUAUGAAACCGCAGUCAUAAGUUUAAUUAGUAGUGGUGCCGCGUAUCUUGCAACUACUGUGCGACCUAUUUUAUGUUUCUUAUUUCUUCCUCGCCCGAAAAUUAUAUUAUGUGCUAGAAAUUUUGAAAAGAAUUUCAGAAACGUGUGAAUUUAAAUAGUUACUUAGGUAUGACUGUGUUGUGUUAGCUACCUAUGUUUUUAUAGUGUAUCCCACACCACCUAUCUAGGUCGGAUGGGGUGGGUAAUUUCUAUCUAGAAAUGU
Molecule: messenger RNA, 1220 nt
Organism: Amyelois transitella
Lineage: Eukaryota; Metazoa; Arthropoda; Insecta; Lepidoptera; Pyralidae
Exons: 2
Coding region: 42-1106 (354 amino acids)
Biological process (GO): G protein-coupled receptor signaling pathway
Cellular component (GO): membrane
Molecular function (GO): G protein-coupled receptor activity
Source: RefSeq, a predicted model, not a curated record